GUUAAACGCUUUCAAGCGACUACAGACCUGUCAAAAUAUUUUGUCACGUGAAAAACUAUAAACGCUACUUGCAUAAUUUUCUUUUAUUUAAACUACAAACAUUGGUCACUUUUAGCUAGCAUUCUUUUAGAUAUUCGUCAGAAAGAGAGAUUUCCCACGGACGUGAACGCCGCACCACUGCUUCAUUUGACAGUUGUAGUUUGAAGCUAGCAGACCCAGAAUGUCUGAGCGGGAGCUGGGGAGAAAGCUGGACCGAUGCCUGGCGGAUGGUGUCAUUAAACUGGGUACUGGACUGGGCUUAGGAAUCGUCUUUUCUGUUCUCUUCUUCAAAAGGCACACCUGGCCCAUUUCUUUAGGGUCCGGAGCCGGCCUCGGCAUGGCGUACUCCAACUGUCAAAAUGACCUAAGGUCGCAUUACUUGCUGCACAGAAACCAAAAGGAUCAGUGACUGAAGGAAACCAAGGACAUGUUUGAUGAAUGUUUUGAUUUUGUUUUGUCUGAAGGAGCAUCGCCUUCUGGACUCUUCAGCAGCUCGGUUUACUUCUCUGUUGAUAAAGCUUCCCCUGUUUUUCAUGUGCCUGUCAAUAACUGUCUAUGUUUAUUUAAUUAAAGAAUCAAAGUGACAGCAGAAA
Oryzias melastigma (Indian medaka) is the source of this 632-nucleotide messenger RNA. RefSeq names its product mitochondrial contact site and cristae organizing system subunit 10 (gene micos10). The record is from RefSeq and is a predicted model, not a curated record. Lineage: Eukaryota; Metazoa; Chordata; Actinopteri; Beloniformes; Adrianichthyidae. The transcript has 4 exons. Bases 221 to 448 code for a protein of 75 amino acids. Gene Ontology annotation, cellular component: mitochondrion; MICOS complex; mitochondrial inner membrane.